CACACCAAUACCAUAUAUUAAUUCUUUCUUACCUUCCAUAUAUAUAGCUGUCUUAUUUAAUUUCUCUGAUCAUCAUGGGUGUGUUCACAUACGAAUCCGAGUUCACCUCAGUCAUCCCACCACCUAAGUUGUUCAAGGCUUUCGUCCUUGACGCCGACAACCUCAUCCCCAAGAUUGCCCCUCAGGCUGUGAAGAGUGCUGAAAUCAUUGAAGGAGAUGGAGGUGUUGGAACCAUCAAGAAGAUCCAUCUUGGUGAAGGAAGUGAAUACAGCUACGUGAAGCAUAAGAUUGAUGGAAUCGACAAAGACAACUUCGUGUACAGCUACAGUAUCAUCGAGGGAGAUGCUAUCGGAGACAAGAUUGAGAAGAUCUCCUAUGAGAUUAAGUUGGUAGCAUCCGGUGGAGGUUCCAUCAUCAAGAGCACCAGUCACUACCACACCAAGGGUGAGGUCGAGAUCAAGGAAGAGCAUGUUAAGGCCGGAAAGGAAAGAGCCGCUGGUCUGUUCAAGAUCAUUGAGAACCACCUCUUGGCCCAUCCUGAGGAAUACAACUAAAUCUGUUGAUCUCUGUGAUAAGAGGCAACAAGCCAACAAGCCAACAACUAAAAUGGUGUCAAUCUGCUCGAUCAUCGUAUCUCUUUGUUUAUCGGUGUGCCUUUCAUUUUCCCCCUUUUUUUGUACCAAACCAAAGCAUGGACUUUGGGGGUACAACAAUGCUGUAUUUGAUUCCACUCUAAAUAAAUGAAGCAGAAAAGAUUUAGUAA
Messenger RNA from Fragaria vesca subsp. vesca, 763 nucleotides. Its product is annotated as major allergen Pru av 1-like. The transcript is spliced from 2 exons. NCBI's taxonomy places the organism in Eukaryota, Viridiplantae, Streptophyta, Magnoliopsida, Rosales, Rosaceae. The record is from RefSeq and is a predicted model, not a curated record. Bases 75 to 554 code for a protein of 159 amino acids. Gene Ontology annotation, cellular component: cytoplasm; nucleus. Gene Ontology annotation, biological process: defense response; abscisic acid-activated signaling pathway. Gene Ontology annotation, molecular function: protein phosphatase inhibitor activity; abscisic acid binding; signaling receptor activity.